GCAUCGAACGCUCAAGAAGCAUCGUAUAUGUGGAAGAUACGAAAUAUUCUUCCGAUUGUGGCUUUACCAGAUGGGUUUUUGUGUGAACACGAUGUAACACUGCCCUUGCAACAUUACUAUGAAAUAGUUGAGGUUUUGAGAGAACGAUUGAAGGGUUUAGCAACUCGUGUGAUUGGUUUUGGACAUAUGGCUGAAGGUGAUAUGCACAUCAAUAUUUCGGCAAAGAAGUAUUCACCUGAAUUCAUGGCCAAGAUUUAUCCAUUUUUAUGUGAAUGGACUGUGGAACAUGGUGGAAGCAUCAGUGCAGAACAUGGCAUUGGACAGCAACGAAGACUGUAUGCUAAAAUUGGCAAAGGUCUCGAAGUGGAUAUCGCAAAAGAGUUGAAGAAAAAAUUUGACCCUAAAUGUAUUCUGUCGCCGUAUAAAAUGAUUGAUGUACUAUAG
Molecule: messenger RNA, 444 nt
Organism: Anisakis simplex (herring worm)
Lineage: Eukaryota; Metazoa; Nematoda; Chromadorea; Rhabditida; Anisakidae
Source: the annotation of a GenBank genome assembly